Messenger RNA from Symphalangus syndactylus (siamang), 1433 nucleotides. RefSeq names its product natural cytotoxicity triggering receptor 3 (gene NCR3). The record is from RefSeq and is a predicted model, not a curated record. NCBI's taxonomy places the organism in Eukaryota, Metazoa, Chordata, Mammalia, Primates, Hylobatidae. Gene Ontology annotation, biological process: immune response-activating cell surface receptor signaling pathway; positive regulation of natural killer cell mediated cytotoxicity; natural killer cell activation.
UGGGCCAAGGAGGGCUCCUGGAGGCUUGUUCUGGGUAAAAGCUGGUCUCCUUGAACCUCGGAAGGUGGGGGAACCCACAUCCUGGUCUCACCCGCCCAACCGCCCACUCACCCUUGGGUUAGCAGCCAUCUAAGCCCCACCCUCCCCCUCACACGCUUAGCUAGCCUGCCACAAGUUGGCCCCUUGGCCUCCUAGAGACCCAGACAUCUCCACCAGCAGCAUCCGUCCUCUCUCCUCAGGGAGGCAUGCAUUUGACGCUCGAGGUCCCUGGCAGUUGUGAUCCUUGGCAAGUGAUGUACCUCACUGCUCAGAUCCCCUUCGCCAACUGGGACAUCUUCCGACAUGGCCUGGAUGCUGUUGCUCAUCUUGAUCAUGGUCCAUCCAGGCUAGAGUACAGUGGCAAUAUCUCAGCUCACUGCAGCCUCCAACUCCUGGGUACAAGUGAUUCUCCUGUCUUAGCCUCCCAAGUAGCUGGGAUUACAGGAUCCUGUGCUCUCUGGGUGUCCCAGCCCCCUGAGAUUCGUACCCUGGAAGGAUCCUCUGCCUUCCUGCCCUGCUCCUUCAAUGCCAGCCAAGGGAGACUGGCCAUUGGCUCCGUCACGUGGUUCCGAGAUGAGGUGGUUCCAGGGAAGGAGGUGAGGAAUGGAACCCCAGAGUUCAGGGGCCGCCUGGCCCCACUUGCUUCUUCCCGUUUCCUCCGUGACCACCAGGCUGAGCUGCACAUCUGGGACGUGCGAGGCCAUGACGCCAGCAUCUACGUGUGCAGAGUGGAGGUGCUGGGCCUGGGUGUCGGGACAGGGAAUGGGACUCGGCUGGUGGUGGAGAAAGAACAUCCUCAGCUAGGGGCUGGUACAGUCCUCCUCCUUCGGGCUGGAUUCUAUGCUGUCAGCUUUCUCUCUGUGGCCGUGGGCAGCACCGUCUAUUACCAGGGCAAGUGCCACUGUCACAUGGGAACACACUGCCACUCCUCAGAUGGGCCCCGAGGAGUUUUUCCAGAGCCCAGAGGUCCCUAAUCCUCUUCAAAAGACCCCAGCAAAUCUGCCCCACCACUAACUCCUCCUUAUGAGUCUCAAGUGUUUUCUUCUCCAUUCUCCAGAUGCCAGAUCUACUCUCUCUGGAUUCCCCCAACUCUGAACUCUCCCUUCCACCAGGUCUGACCUGGAAAGGUCCAAGAAGGCAGCUUCCGGCUGUGGUCCCAGGGCCCCUCCCACCACCAUGUGGGAGCUCAGCACACCCGCUUCCCCCAGUCCCAGGAGGCUGAGCCUGAUUGUCCUGAGAAAUGGGAAGGAUCAGAUAUGACUCCUCCUUGGCAACUGCCCUUUCCUGCCAGGCCCACACAUACCCUCUUCUGGCUGUUAGGGGAGCUUGGGUCCCUGAACACUGUCAUUCACCCAAUAAAUUACUAUUUGACCCCAGAGUGGGUGGAAGGGUGA